Dentiscutata erythropus is the source of this 789-nucleotide messenger RNA. NCBI's taxonomy places the organism in Eukaryota, Fungi, Glomeromycota, Glomeromycetes, Diversisporales, Gigasporaceae. The record is from the annotation of a GenBank genome assembly.
AUGGCUUUAUCGCAAAUUGAUGAUCUUCUUUAUAUUCCUUUAAAAUUUAAUAAUUCUUGUGUAUAUUUUGAUUUACUUUAUGUAUAUGAUCCUGAAUCUAAAUAUGAUAUUUUUGCAUUAAUAUCCACUAAAUCACGUAAUCGAGUCAAAAAAAAUCUUUCACCUCCUCGUCCGCCUAAUAUAUUUUUCCUUUUCAAGAAUUGUUUUAUGUUGGAAAUAAAAUCGCAAUUUCCCAAUCUUUUCGAAAAAUUAUCUAUGCCUAACUUAUGUAAAUACGCUCGAGAAAUCUGGAAAAAGAUGCCAGAGGAUGUAAAAUCUAUAUAUAGGAAGUUUUCAGCACAAUCUAUUCACAAUGAAUUAUAUCCAAAUUAUAAAUAUACACCUCGUAAAAAGAAAGGAAGUGCAUCCCAAAAAGAAGAAGAUUUGAUGGCAAAUAAUUUAGUGACUUUUAGCAGUACAAAUAUUUUAGGUAGAAAUCGAAAAUCGAACACGACACCAAUUAUUUCUUCAUCUGAAACAUCAUCAAGUAUUCUUUCGGCUGAAACAUCACCAACUAUUUCUUCGCCUGAAACAUCACCAAUUAUUUCUUCGUUUGAAGGAUUCGAAUACUCCAAUAAUCCUAAUAAUUUUAAUUUUAACACUCUUGUUUCUUAUAAUAACAUAAUCUACAAUGAUUAUUAUAAUAACUUAUUAGUUGAUAACAACAACCUCAUGCAAAAUUGGCUAAAUUAUCUUAACGUUAAUGAAUAUGGUGUCGAUAAAGAUCAAGAAUAUUUUCACACUUGUUAA